AUGGACUUCAACACUUCCGCAAAAUCGGAAGUGCCCCACUCGGAGCAUAUCUAUAUGAUUUGCCAGAGAUCCGGCACUGGCGUUCUUACGCUUCUCAAUGGCAAAGUGAUCCUCUCGGACGGUAUGAAUCCACAUGGGGCUGCCCACUGGGCAUGCGAGACCAAGUCCGGCUACUUAGGAUUCCGCAACACUGCAGCCGGCUGCUACCUUAGCCACGACGGAGGUGUCAAUAUCGUCACAACGAGAAAUUUCUUACCAUUUGAGAUGUUCAACAUUAGUCCUCACCGGAACGGCGGAUAUAUGCUGCUCUCACCGUAUUACUGGUUUGCGCAGAAGAAGAUUGCCAUUGCUGAGAACGGAGAGAGUUUAAUCCGUCAUGACGCGGCUGGUACAGCAUGGGAUUUUGUUCGAGUUGAUGGCAAAAGCUGUUGA
Molecule: messenger RNA, 432 nt
Organism: Truncatella angustata
Lineage: Eukaryota; Fungi; Ascomycota; Sordariomycetes; Amphisphaeriales; Sporocadaceae
Exons: 1
Coding region: 1-432 (143 amino acids)
Source: RefSeq, a predicted model, not a curated record